This is a messenger RNA of Drosophila ficusphila, 1188 nucleotides long. RefSeq lists its product as uncharacterized. The coding region runs from base 65 to 1129 and encodes 354 amino acids. The transcript has a single exon. Lineage: Eukaryota; Metazoa; Arthropoda; Insecta; Diptera; Drosophilidae. The record is from RefSeq and is a predicted model, not a curated record. Gene Ontology annotation, biological process: muscle organ development. Gene Ontology annotation, cellular component: sarcolemma; sarcoglycan complex.
ACCACUGGAUACAGCAAUUGUGCAGACAGUUUUUUAAACGAAAUUAUUAGAGUAUUCCGAUCUAAUGAUAAAUACUUUUGAAAACACCUUUAUCCGGGGACCAUCGCCGUCGUAUUCCGACGAUGAUAACUCAGAGAACGCGUUGUCCGUGACUCUACCCAUCGGAUCAAUGAUUCCGGAAUUGGAUUUCUGUCGCGACGACUCCAAAACUGAUACGGUGGACUACUUUGACGAGAAGUACAACAGCGACAGCUGCUCCCGCCUGCAUCCUGGCCACCAAGGACGCAACACCUUUGCCUUCUGGACUAUUGUAAUUCUCCUUUUGGUCCUGACCGUGGGCAAUCUCAUCCUGACCCUUACAAUUGUGGGCGUGUUACGCCUAGGAAAGGGCGUUCAGGGCAUGGAGGUGAUUCCCGAAGUGGAUGUGGUCAAGUUCUACGGUUCCACUGACUUGGAGCGGGUGCAGACGAACUCGAUUGGCCAGAUUCACGGCUUCUCUGACGUUCCGGUGACCAUCAGCAGUGAUGCUGGCGAAGGUGACGGAGAGGCUGGUGUCCAUGUGCGGGUGUUCCGCAAUAAUAAUGGCGCCACCAACGAACGCGAUAGGAUCGUCCUCAACAAGGAGGGCAUCCUCAUCCAGGCCACGAAUCUGUUUGAGGUCAAGGACCCCGUCGAUAAGCAACCCCUUUUCACCACCCACCGUCCGCAGUACAACAUUCCGGAUGGAGUGGAGGCCUUGCAGGCCAAAGUGGUGAGUGCCAGUGGAAUCGCCAGUCCCAUCGAUGAACCUCUAGUGAUGUAUAGCGAUGGUCGCGUUGCCAUCAAAGGCUCCGAAGGCGUGUACUUCGACGGAGCUAGUGUGGAGAUGCAAGCCGAGCAUCACGUCUCCAUCAAUUCCACGCAGGGCGCUACCAUCCUGGAGGCCGGAACAGGAAUCUUCCUGGACAUGGACCGCAUCCCCAUCGUCAGCUCCGAAAUGGGGCUUCGGACGGGCAGUGUUCAGUACAAGAUCUGUGUGUGCAUGCCGCACGGAACUCUCUUUCGGAUCGCCAUCCCAAGAGUGCACAACGGACCGAAGAUCACGUGCGCUCACUUCAGCGGCAAGGACGAUCCCUGCGAGAUCAACUAAGCCCUAGGUGCUAACGAAAAUAAAGAAAAUCACUGCGAUUAUCGUAUCUCUAAAACAAA